AUGGAUCGGCGGCAGUCAGUCCAUUUGGUGAUACAUGCCCUGUUCCUGCUAGUGACGCCCUUUGUGCAUGCAGCUCCCGAGAAAGACCGGGUUCAUCAUCUUCCUGGCUUAGAGGGUACGCUCUUGUCAGCAACUUAUUCAGGCUACGUUUCAGUUGGUGAUUCGGAUGGUCGCAAAAUGUACGAGCAUUACUUGUUCUUUGAAAGUGAAGGAGAUCCCAAGAAAGAUCCGCUCAUCAUGUGGACCAAUGGAGGGCCGGGCGCGUCGUCUCUCAUUGGUUCAUUCACGGAGCUGGGCCCAUACUACUUGUCGGCAACUUCCCUUUCCACGGAGGACUACAGAAAAACUGGCAUUCCAAGUUUGUUCUACAGCCCAUACCGAUGGACAAAGCUUGGAUCAUUGAUUAUUCGAAACCUGCCACCACCGGUGGGGUUCUCCUAUUGUGACCCAAUUGGCCCUUCUGGCGACGGACGCAGUUGUGGUUCUUGGAACGACACCAAAACAGCAAAGCACAGUCGGAUUUUCAUGGAGAAUUGGAUGGCUGCCUUCCCAGAGUAUGGUUCUCAUGACCUCUUUCUAGUAGGAGAGUCAUAUGCAGGCGUUUAUGUGCCAAUGCUGGCAAGGGAAAUUCUCCAGCAGACAACUCAUCCAGGUUUGAGAAAGCAGCUUAAGGGCAUUGCAGUGGGUGAUGGAUGCAACUGUGGUGUCUCCACUUCUGGUGGUGGCUGCAUAGAGACUGGUGGCCCUUUCUUCACAGUGGAGUUCUUCCAUGGUCACGGACAGUUCUCCGAUAAAACGUAUGCUGAAAUCCAACGAACAUGCUCGAGAGAGGAGCUGGUGAAUGGAGUCAAGAGCCAGGAUUGUAGAGCGGCCCUCUCCAAGAUGGAUGCAGAAAGAGGCUAUUCCUUUGAAUACAACCUCUAUGACGAGUGCUAUGGAACUGACCUGUACGGGCAGCUACCAUGGAGAAGCUCAUCGUGGGCGGAGAUUCACCAACGAACAUCUUGGCACAUGGAUGGCACACCUUGUGGAGGGAUCAGGGCAUUGCGUAAGUGGGUCAACACAAGUGCUGUCAAGCAGGCUCUGCAUGUCGCAAAGGAUGCAUUCUUCUUCUCUGGCGACAAUGGUGUUGGUUUCACCUACAACUUGACAGAGCCCACUCUCAUCCCGUGGUAUCGUGAGAUGGUGCAGAACCAGAAGUUGCGUGUCCUAAUUUACAACGGAGAUGCAGACCCGGGCCUGAACAGUUUCUAUGCUCAAAAUUGGACCACGGCAGUUGGAAUACCUGAAGUCCAAUCUUGGCGCCCAUGGACCCGAGAUGGUAAAAUGAAAAUGGGUGGUUAUGCUACACGUUACGAACAUGAUUUCGACUUCUUGACCAUUCGUGGUGCAGGGCAUAUGGUGCCAGAAUUUAAGCCUGAAGCAGCAUUCGUGAUGAUGAGCUCCUUUUUAUCUGGUCAAGACUAUCCUCCAUACAAUCCGCCAAAAGAUAAAGUGAGGAGGCAACGCACAGGCUCGCUGAAGAUUCCAUGGGUAGUAUGA
Durusdinium trenchii is the source of this 1542-nucleotide messenger RNA. The record is from the annotation of a GenBank genome assembly. Lineage: Eukaryota; Dinophyceae; Suessiales; Symbiodiniaceae.